Molecule: messenger RNA, 6611 nt
Organism: Lytechinus pictus (painted urchin)
Lineage: Eukaryota; Metazoa; Echinodermata; Echinoidea; Temnopleuroida; Toxopneustidae
Product: Fanconi anemia group C protein-like
Exons: 12
Coding region: 92-1861 (589 amino acids)
Biological process (GO): cellular response to oxidative stress; interstrand cross-link repair; nucleotide-excision repair
Cellular component (GO): Fanconi anaemia nuclear complex
Source: RefSeq, a predicted model, not a curated record
GUACAAAUUCAUUGGUGCCCUUCAUGUUAUACAAAUCGAAAAACUACAAUCUUUCACGUGGAAAUGUUGACAAACCCCAUCGCUUUCAGAUAUGGAAAUGUCAACAAAUGACAAGCUUUCUAAUGAUAAUGUUAUAUAUUGGUUGAAAAGAGCAGAAGAAUGGGUUUCAAUGAAACAGAAUCAUCGAAGAUCAACGCCAGCGCGGGAAAUAUCGCAAAGCAGUGAACAACUUCAAACCUUUCUCUCGGCGGUGCUCAACCGAUUGAUCGCAGAUGGCAUAUCACCAGUUUUAAAGAACCAUCCCAAGUUGGGUCACUUACUUGGUCGUCUCUGUUCUUGCCAACAUCUCUUAGCUGAGGAUGAAGAGGUUUUCAGCAAGCUUCUUAGCUGUGUUCAUGCACUCAGAGCUCAGCAUCCCCAGGAUGGAAUGGAGAAAAAGGCAAAGGAUUGGGCAGAGUCUCAGUUCAGGUAUACAGCGUCAUACUACCAUCAAAAGAAUCCAGCUUCUGAAACGGCUGAGGCAAUGGGAUACACAUCACUGGAAUACAACACUCUCUCAUCUAACAAGUUGAUUGAAUCAAUUCAAAGAGAUCUUGAUCAUCUGAUUAUGCAACAGCAGCAUUAUAUUUAUGGACUCCAGGAUGAGGUUAUGUGUGUAGAGGAGCUAUCAGAGAUGUGUCUUCCACUGAUAGGGAGUGCAUCCUCCAAGGAACUGGUGGACAGGGUGCUUCUCCUGCACCCCCGGUCUGCUGAAGAUCAGAUCUCACAACUCUUCCUUGAGAGGGUCACACAAACACAGGCAUGUGCUUAUGCUCCAGGACAGGAAAACAAAAUAUGUCUUUCAAGAGAGGCUCUCAUGUCAUUAUGGCUGCAAUAUCUUCCUGCACUGGAGCAAGAAAUUCUUCUACUUUUACAAGCUUUCUCCCAACAUGUUCCUGACAUAGCAACAGAUAAUGCUCUAAAGCUCAUUCACUCCAGAGGCUUGCCCACAGCCUGUGCAAGGCAUAGGAUAUUAUAUGAAGCUGUAGACUCGUGUGUCCAGCAGGUUCUCUGGCAAACGGAUGGUUGUCGCAGUGUGAUCAGAUUUGUGCAUCUCUUUCAAGUGGCUGUCAGUGAGGCUAUACAAGAGUUAAAUUCUCCAGAGUAUUCAGUGCACAGACUGUUUCCUCAAAGACUAUGUCCCUUGGUGAAUCUCCUGAUGGUAGACCCUAGAGAUAUACCCCAAGAUAUCCAUGGGAUACACCUUACCAGCAUUGAAGCCACCCUCAAGACCACCAUCGUUGACCCAGUGGUGUCCAACAAUCCUCAAGAAUUGUACAAAGUCUGGAUGACCUUGGUCAAGUUUUUGCACUGGUACCAUGCUGCUGUCAGUGUCCUUAUUCUAGAUGAUCAUGUUGAUGGAGGAUGUACUACAGAAGAUGCCUGUCUGGACUUCUUAAUCUGGUUUCAUUUUCCAUUGUCCUUUGGAAAUUGUGUUGCAGUCAAGGAAAAUUUGCCGCGGAUUAUCAGAGGUCUUCAAUCUUGCAUCAUGGGGGACACAUUUCGGAGCAAAGAUCUAGAAACGCUGUUCUCAAACCUCAGAGGCAGCGACUCUAAGAAUGAUCUACCUGUCACACUCAUCGUAAACCUUGUCAUGUCAGCUAUCAUCCAUGCUAAUUCACUCACACAAAUUGAUGUACUAGCAGUAGUAGAUAUGAUGUGGUCUCAGGGAAUUGCCAGCGGAAGCCAGGAAUGCAAGCUAGCUCUUCUGCGGAGUCACCUUGAUAGCCACCAGACAUUUAUGGUGUCAGGAGUGGGAUUAAAGGAGCUGUGUCCUACACAUGUGACUGAAGCCAUUAGAACUCUGAAGGAAAACACAUGAACUUUACACUCCGAGGUCAAGUAAAACUAGCCCUUCUGGAGAGUCACCUCAUUAGCCGCCAGUCAUUUUUGGUGUCAGGAGUGGGAUUUUAAGGGUCAUGUCUUACACAUGUGAUAGAAGGCUUGAAGCUAUUAGAACUCUGGACUAUACAUGAAUGUUAGACUCCUAGUUCCAGUAAAGCUAGCUGUUUUACGGAGUCUCCUUGAUAGUCGCCAGACAUUUAUGGUGUCAGGAAUGGGAUUCAAGGAGCCGUGUCCUAUGCAUUUGACUGAAGCCAUUAGAACUCUGAAGGACAACACUUGAAUGUUAGACUCCUAGUUCCAGUGGAGUCAGCUCUUCUGUAGAUCACCUUGAUAGUCACCAGGCAUUUAUGGUGUGAGGAGUGGGAUUCAAGUAGCUGUGUUCUACACAUGUUACUGAAGCCAUUAGAAACUCUGAUGGAAAACACAUGAACUUUACACUCCAAGGUCAAGUAAAACUUGCCCUUCUGGAGAGUCACCUCAUUAGCCACCAGUCAUUUUUGGUGUCAGGAAUGGGAUUUUAGGAGCCAUGUCUUACACAUGUGAUUGAAUCUUUUAGAACUCUGAAGGACAGCACUUGAAUGUUACACUCCUAUGUCCAGUAAAGCCAGCUCAUCUGUAGAGUUGCCUCGAUCGUCACCAGACAUUUAUGGUUUCAGGAGUGGGAUUUAAGGAGUCAUAAAUUACAACAUAUGAAUGUUACACUUGUAGGUCCACUAUUAGCAUGGAUAGGGGGGGGGUGUUUCACAAAGAGCAAAAUCUGGGCUUCAUACAUAGAGUUACGAUUGAUCAUUUGAUCGGAUCAACCUCAACUAUAUGGAAAUCCAUCAAUGUCAUAAAUUUUCUACAGGAAGUCUGCACAAUAUGUUUUGUAAACAAAGAGAAGCACACUUAAUGUUCAAGAAAACAACGAAUGUAUGAAUAUACAGCUUAUCUAGAAAAUAUUUUGAACAAACAUUCAUUUUAGAUGUUGAUGUUGUUGGCAUUCGGUAGUUGUGGUUGAUCGGAUCAAUCGCUACUCUUCGUAAGACAGGACCCGGGCUUAAAGUUAGAUGGGCUUCAGAUUCCAUGGGGGAGUUGAUAAUCAUUUACUGACCCCAGACUUUGUGAAAAUACCUGUAACAGAGACAUCUUUAGGAGAAAGCAAACCUGGGCCCCCGUCUUACUAAAAGAUACAAUUGAUCCAAACAAUCUCACCUAUGGAAAUCCAGGCAUACCAUAAUUUUUUCUAUAUGAAGUUUGCACAAUCUCCUUAGCAAACAAAGAGAAUCACACUGAAUCUUGAAGAGAAAGAUGAAUGUAUGAAUACAUGUCAUAUCUAGAAAAUAUUUUGAACAAAUUUGCAUUUUAGAUGUUGACGUUGCUGGCCGUCCAUAGUUGUGGUUGAUCAGAUCAAUCGCAACUCUUUGCAAGACGAUCCCCUGGUUUACCACCAAGAAUUCUUAGGCAAAGCCUGCUUAGCCUCAGGCAAAAGUCAGGUCAGACAAAACUGAAGCAUGCAUCCCAAUAUUUAAAAGUUUGUCUCACUUUCUAUAGCCUUGACAGGUACGAAAGCAAGUUUGUCAAGACUAUCUGCUCCUCAAGCUUAUUGAACUUAUCCAACUUGUGGCAUUACGAUAUGGGACCAAUUUAACUUUAACCUUGUAAAGGGGACUUGCAGUUGCAAUGGAGAGUGAUCUCAACUACAAUAUUCAUAUGAAAACAAUCUUGGAAAGUGUGCUUCCAAAUGUCUGAACAUUUGUGUUUCUUUCGGUUUAUAUUUACUAGGUCUACUCUACAAACAGUCUAAUUAUUCUAAUACCAUAUGGGCUAGACCCAUAAGGACUUCUAUUGGUUCAGUCUAAUUGCUGUUUGGUCUGCACCACACUUGGUCUAAUGCCUCUUAGUCUAAUUCUCCAUUAGUCUCAUGCCCAGUUGGUCUUAUUCAUCAAUUGAAAAUUUGGUUCAUUCACAGUUCAUUUGGCCAUAGAGACUAAGGCCCUAAUUCACACAGGUGGUUUUGAAAACCAGCAGUUGAACCCAUGGUAUAUGCAGAUUUCCUGUAUAAAUUACGCUUAAUUAAUACAGCGUAUGCUGAAAAGUAUCUAAUACUGAUGCGCGCUUUUGUCACAGUGCAGCAAAUUGACGCCUGUUGCCAUGGUUAAGUAUGCUAUUUUAUUCAUGUGUCCACUGUUUUGAAAUGUAGACUCAUUAUUUCAAAACAGUGGACUCAUGAAUGAAGUAGUGUAUUUAAUCAUGGCAACAGGAAUCAAUUUAGCACAAUGUGGUGCAUAUUAGAUAAAGUGGGUAUAACGGGAAAUUAGACCAAAUAAUCAAUGGCAAUUGGUCUGUAUGGUUUGUAGAUGAAUUUCAUGUAGGAUAAGACAAUAUGGGAUGAGACCGAAUGGAAACUAGAUGAUAUAUAUAGAUGUAUUAGUCUGCAGGCACAGACUCAUAUUUGACACUUCAACCAAUAACAGGUCUAGAAAGAAGACUAGACUCCAAAGACUCUGUCUGUGGAGCCAGCCACAGUACAUAGUGAAUCUAGUCUCACUACUUCAGACUCUGCAUGAUGCACUAUGCGAAUUGCAAAAACCAAGGGUCUGUGCCUGCAGACUAGACGACGCAGGUGUAGACCAAUCAGAAAUUUACCUUGCUUUCUGUCACCCUUUGCCCCAAGUGGUCGGCGACUCGUGUAGCAGACAUGUAUCGAGCCAGAUUAGGCACAAUAGAGGGGCCAACUAUUGUCCACAAAUGCGUGCCCUGAAAUGGUAUUCUAGUUUGGUACACAUUUUCACGAUUCUUGACUUUCCAGAGCAGAAAUAUUUAUCAUCAUCAUCACUGCUGCAGGCACAGAUAGUGUAUAAUGCAGAGUCAAAAUAAUGAGACUUGAUUCACUGUGUAUUGUGGCUGCCUCUAUUUUACACAGUUUGGACUCUAGUCUUCACUCUAGAGACUGGUUAGUGUGUUAAGUUUUAGUCUUCGCUCGCAGACUAGUCACCAUCGUCGUCGUCAUCAUCAUCAUCAUCGCCAUGAUCAUCAAUCAUCCAUCAUCAUCCAUCUUCAUCAUCAUCAUUGUCGUCGUCAUCGCCAUUAUCAUCUUCAUCAUCACCAUUAUCUUCAUCUUCACAAUCAUCAUUGUCAUCAUCAUCGCCAUUAUCAUCAUCUUCAUUAUCACCAUCAUCGCCAUUAUCAUCUUCAUCAUCACCAUCAUCGCCAUUAUCAUCAUCAUCACAAUCAUCAUCUUCAUCAUCACUGUCGUCAUCAUCGCCAUUAUCAUCAUCAUUAUCACCAUCAUCAUUAUCAUCAUCUUCAUCAUCAUCAUUUCCCACUGUAGGGUCGGACUGUUUAUUUCCUUAACGACUCUCUUCUGAUAAUUGCAUUACUUUCCACAAACUCUGACCAGGGGCCUAUUUCAUGAAUAAAAAUAAUACCAACAUGCUUCAACAGGGCAUAUCAAUGCCAAAUGUGCUCAGUUGGAUAUUAUUACCCUGGCUUAAGCCCAGUAGCCUUUUACAGCGUGGUAGCAUUUCAAGGAAUUAAUUCCUGCCAGGUAUGCAUUUACCUCACCUGGGUUGAGUGCAGCACAAUGUGGAUAAAUUUCUUGCUGAAGGAAAUUACCCCAUGGUUGGGAUUCAAACCCACGACAACCCUCUGUUUCAAAGUCAAAAGACUAAUCCACUGGGCCACAAUGCUCCACACAAAAGAAUUUUCAAUUAUGUUAACAGCCAAUAAAAUUACCAUAACCAUAAUUAUAAUGAAAUAGGCCCCUGUUUGAAGCAUGUGUAUUAUAUUUACAUUUCUCGUUCCUGUUGAGAAUGCUGGAAGAUCAACUGAAUAAUUAAAUUAUUGAAUUUAAUGAGAAAGACCAGAGUGGACUUUUACUUUAAUGUGCUGUAAAACAGUCUCAUAAGUCACUUUGUCAGUAAUUUCAUAAAUAUAAAUAAGGAGCAGUGCACGAGAACAGUGUGGCAGUCGUCUGAUCGUUCAGAGUCAACGUUGUCGUCUGCCCUUGUUCACUACAGAUGCAAAUAUUUUUUAUUUCACUUGACUUGUACGUGUACGUGCGUCCACGUGAAACAGCGUGAUAACCAGCAGGUCAUGACACGCUGCCCGACCUGGAAGAUCUGGCGUACCAUCGCCUGGCGACCCGGCCGGGUUAUAAGGUGCAACUUGUGCACACUUGCUCUUUCACUUGCUUUGAUUCCUUUUUACGUGAGUUAGGAUAUAUAUUAUGGAGAUCAGAAAGCAAUUUCAAAUAUGAUAAACAUAAUGCAUCAUACAACUGACAUUAACUUUGUGAAAAGUCACUGAAAACUGUGUUUUAAAAGGGAAAGGUUGAUCUUCAAGCUGGGCUUGAGCGGUUAAAAUGAUGUACGUCGACUAUGAUUUGGGAGAACCGCAGAAUGGAUGUGGCGAGGUUCUCAAUCUUGGUAGUGGACGAGGGCGAGGACCUGACACAUAUGGCAGGCCAAAAAAUGACGUACCAGUUAUCUAUGUGGACAUGUGUUUCUAAAACUGCUCAAUGACAAGAUGUGGCACACUACCAAGAAGUUACUUGACUUACAGCAAAUUAAUUUGCUUAUUAACACCUUGUGAUACCACAGACAAAAAAUGAAUCACUUGGUACAAUUUUCUUUAGUGGCCCGGCUAGGCAAUAUUUUAUUCUUUUGAUUUAUUAUUCUCGUAUUUCUUUUGAAAUUGACAGGCAUGCACUGCACAAAUCACAAAUAUUAAAACACACACUGUAA